This is a messenger RNA of Fulvia fulva, 2682 nucleotides long. RefSeq lists its product as uncharacterized. Lineage: Eukaryota; Fungi; Ascomycota; Dothideomycetes; Mycosphaerellales; Mycosphaerellaceae. The transcript is spliced from 5 exons. The record is from RefSeq and is a predicted model, not a curated record. The coding region runs from base 1 to 2682 and encodes 893 amino acids.
AUGAGCGCUACAGACCAAACUACUGGCGCAUCCGGUGGAGGUGACGAGAACAGGGAAGGUGGUCGAAAGAGGAGAAAGGGACCCCAUGGCAACCGAGUGCCGUCGACUGGCCAACAAGACGAUUCCGCCGAGGAGAAGUGCGACAACUGCAACAAUGCUGGACCGACCCGCCGAGCCUUCGAUGGGCCCAACGGCACCAAGAUAUGUACGACUUGCAAUAGCCACAACCAGGCCUCCAGCGCCUCCGGGCCAAAUGCUCUGCCACGAUGCGACGACUGCGGGAGGCAUGGCAAGACUGCUCGAAGCUACAAAGGACCAGAUGACAAGAGAGUAUGUCAGACAUGCUUCAGGAAGAAUAUGAAAGCCGCCGUACCCAACACCGUACCCAACGCCGUCGCAGAUACAUCGCUGCCCACAUGCGAUAACUGCGGGAAGCAUGGCAAGACCGCUCGAGAUUACAAAGGACCAGAGGGCAAGAGAGUAUGUAACAGCUGCUUCAGAAAUCCCGGGCCCAAAGCCGUCGUAGAUACAUCGCUUCCAAGAUGCGACGGCUGCGGUAAACAUACCAAGCAAGGUCGAGCUUACAUUGGACCGAACCCAGGCGAGAGGAUAUGCCGGUCAUGCCAGAUCAAGAUACCCAUUGUCGCAGAUACAUCGCUUCCAAGAUGCGAUAACUCAGUUCCUGAUCCAUACGCAACACUUAUGCUGGAGAAAGAGAAGGAAGUGGAUGAGACCGUCACCACUCAGCUCUACAUAGAGUGGCUGCUCCAGAAUGACGCAGAAGAAGGCCGCGCCACUUGGGAAGAGAUAGACGAGGCUGCAAUGAAGGAGAUCCAACGCCUUCUGGCCGCCGACAUCACGAUCCUGUUUGGCACAUCAUCUCCGCUGUACCAAGCAUUCCUGGCGUCGCUGAAGACGGCUCAGCCUGCAUCGACGUUUCCCACGACCGUUGAUCACAUGGCUACCACUCUGAAUGGAGGCAUCCACGGCGAUCCAGCUGUGCUCUCUGCGUUGGAUCAGACCAUAUGGAAUGGACGCUUCCCUACGUUCACUCCGUCUGACGGCUUACUAUGCGGACCAAACGCACUGGCGCUUACCUUGAACUCUCUUCGACUGCGUGGGGUACAGAACGACCCUACUACUUGGGGCGAUACUCGGCCUUUUACGCCAGACGACAUUAUGCGGACUCUUUUCCAGAACUACAACUCCCACGACACUGCUGACUAUGGCACACCGACUGCAGAGUACAAUGCUUACCUGGAUGAGGCGUUUUCCUUUUGGCAGCAGCGCAACGAGCUACUUACCCUCCGCGACCUAGAUGCUCUGCAGCUGCGUGCGGCUCUAACUCUGCUUUAUCGCAGUGGCGCAUUGCCAGUGCAUUUUCAACUUGGUGUCGUAGCGAGCGCCUACCUCCGAACGACUGAAGCGGGCGAUAUAGUACCACAGUCUGCGAGGGCUGAAGUAGUGGGAGACUGGAACGGCACAGAUGCUGUCGCCUGGGUGCACAAUAAUAUCGCAUUCGGUCAUGGCGAGUACAGCCAUUGGGAGGGCUUCAAUGAGGAUGGGCGCUCCAAUACGGUCGCUGGCUGGGGUUUCCACACUAGAGACUCUGGUGAAUACUCUCGUCAGAUAUGCACAAACGCCAGCUACGACCACCAAACACUAGAGCAGCGGAAGCAGAGAGAGGAAUACAACCAAUACCAUCGGGAGAAGCGACAAAAGAAGAAGCGCCAAUUCAUGUGUCUCCCUUUCCGAAGCAAGAACAGCAUGCGCUGUGAUGGUGCGCCCGGUGCGUCUUGCAAGCAGUGUGGGGAUGAUGGCGACUGCACGUGGCAGCCAACUGGCAAGGAGCCAAUUCUUGCAAAGACAUUGGCACAGUGGACUACGGACGACAUUGCCGAAGUGGAGUUGGCUAAGCUAUGCAAGGCUGACGAUAUUCCUGAUGAAGACUACAUCCUAGGAACUUUCACUGCUCGCGAAUCUGGAGGAGGCAACGCCAAUGAUAUCAACACCCUCUCCAACGUGCUGGCGCAGAAUCAACACUACUACGACAUCCUACUCGGUCAUCCGCACUAUGUCAACGAUGCCGCAGGCCAACGCCCAGGCGGCCCAGGGACGCCGCUUGUGGGCAUGCGACUUCCUCUAAUUCGUCAUGGUGGCAAGAUGGUUCCGGCUCGGCUUGGAAAUCUUCAGGAUCCACCACUCGAGAUUCACUUCAUCACCUCUGGUCUUGCUGGAUUCGCUGUUGAUGUCGAACGUUGGCCAGAGUUCUACAACUUUGUUGUAGAGCGAGACCAAAUCUACGGUACAAACAUUGCUGAGACAAUCUAUGUGGUGCCCGUAGUGGAGGCUACUGUCAUCGACGGUGUUGGCAACCACUCCCUGGACUUUCCUGCAUUCUCACCUGGCUGGACUUUCUAUCGCAACAAGUAUGUGCAAAAGCACAACCUGGGUGACGUUCUGCGGCGCAACGCACUUGUCCGAGGCAUCGCCACAGUCACUCAGGUCUUCAAUGUGAACUUGGCUGUUCCUCACCCACCAGGGUCGGCUGUUACCGACAACUACAUCAAGGGCAUGAAGCACUCUGCUGAUUGGCGCGGGAAUGCGUAUGACGAGACCACGACGCCGCGAGCCUCGCAUGUGGCUGCUCGGAAUGUGAGGCGAAAUGUGGCAUUUCACUAG